CGUGAGGAUGCUGCUGUCAUGGCGUAGCUCGCUUGUUUUGUCCUCGCGAAGGCUCUUCCAAUCCUCAAUUAGAAUGUAUAGAUGCGACAAGCGAAAAACACAAUCCACGCAGUAUGAAUGUCCUCACACGUUGAAGAGUCAAAUAUCUCUGAGGAAAUACAGAUUGCUAAAUCCCUUCAUUGAAUUAGACGUUCGUCAAGGUUGGAAUGAAUUGCUAAGGAAUAGGAGUAAACAAGGUCACGUGAUAUUUGGUCGAAAUGUUGCUGCUGGUGAUCGUGUGUCAAAGAGUUGUAGAAAGCAGCUACUAAUGAACAGUCGAGAUUUUGGCAUGUCUAUGUAUGCAAUUUCCAGUAGCCUCGCCGGCACGUGCCAAGACUUUGAGAAGCCGAGAGGCGUGGACACGACGUCUUCGACUAUAAAACAUUAUGAUGGAAAUGAUUUAUCUAACAAUGAUAGAAACACUCAACAAGCAUCACUGGAACAGAGCACUGUUGCAAUCAGUUUCCAAGGCAAGCAGUUGGACAAGUUACAAACAUCACGCUGUUGCAAUUCACAGCUGCCGAGUUCAGAUCAUGUGCCUGAAAUCAUAUCUUUUGCUUACAACGCAUUGCAAAGAAAAGAAAACGAAGAAUCCAGCGAUAUGUGUUGUCUGUAUGCCCAGAAUCAAAAUAGAGUGAACAAACCUCUAGCAGACCCAUCGUGGAUGAAGGCCACACCCACGCAAUUGUCUGUCGCUUUGUUGAAGCUAAGAGAAGAGCUUCCUGCUUUUUUUAAUUAUCCUCCAAGGCUGGAAAUGUAUUCAAGAAAUUUGGUAGUAGAAAAUGGGUUGAUGGGUUUGGCGAUUACUACUAGGGGUCUCCUACUUUAUCGUUUGCAACUUUUCAUAUUUAGGUUUUGUGCAAGCAUUCGAUUUGCUCAUCCUGUGAUGGAAAUAUUGAAAAUGACAAAAGAGUCAGAACAAUCAAGCAUUCAUGUGCGAUGGAGAGUGAGGGGAAUGCCGUUAAUACGUCUCGUCGGAGUCAAGGCACAAGAAAGAAUGUGGGAUGGAUUCUCAAUAUUUGAGGUCGGCAGUGAUGGUCUGAUUAGGAAACAUAGGAUAACGAGAGUGACACCAAGUCAGUUGAAAGAGAAAGAGAAGACGCGUUUUAUCGCAUUUCUGAUGGGAUUUUGGCAGCUCGGACGAAAACGCGGAUUCUGCUAGCAACGAGACGUACAUCGUGAUCCAAUG
Molecule: messenger RNA, 1228 nt
Organism: Corticium candelabrum
Lineage: Eukaryota; Metazoa; Porifera; Homoscleromorpha; Homosclerophorida; Plakinidae
Exons: 5
Coding region: 8-1201 (397 amino acids)
Source: RefSeq, a predicted model, not a curated record